Molecule: messenger RNA, 1880 nt
Organism: Paramecium octaurelia
Lineage: Eukaryota; Ciliophora; Oligohymenophorea; Peniculida; Parameciidae
Source: the annotation of a GenBank genome assembly
AUGAAUGAGACUGAUUUAUUAAGAGGCAAAAGAGAGCAAUUUCACACAGAAAUUAGAAGAAAUCAACUCGAGAAGAUCUUCAACCUGAAAAGAAAAGUAUCGAAUUGUGAUUCUCAGCUUUCUGAUUAUUAUGCUCAGUCAAUGCAAUAGAUGGGGAAAAUUAAAUUACUAGAUCUACUAAUUUUGAUCAAUGAAAAAGUGAGUAAACCGAUAGUUGAAAUGGUUUAAAAUGACCUUGGUUUCCAAUUGUGCAAAUUGCUUAAUUUAAAUGAACUCUAUUCUAAUUGGGAUUUGUUCAAAAAUAUUUUGACUUACUUAAAUACUUUAGUGCUAUUGCCAGAUGAACAUUUGCAUUGUUAUCCCAAAUUCAACGACAUGCUUAUCUCCUUUUCCUAACUCUUCAUUUUGUUGGAGGCUGAAAUAUUUCGCUAGGGUUUAUGCAUAAAAGGGAAUGACCAGAAUUGUCCACUAGAGGCGGGAUAUGAUGAAAUCUCUCGAUUGUCCUAUUCUUUUAUUAAGGUCGAUCAGAUCUUGAUGUACUCUUCAACAACAUUCGAGGCAAGAGGAGAAUUGUUGAAAAGCAAGUUGUUUACACAUAGUAUUUGCCAUGCUUUUCAUGUAAAGAUUAAAUUGUAUAUAAUUUAGAACUAAAUGGAUAAUUGUGUUCUUGAGUUACAUUUGCAAUUGAUAGCCUCUUUGCUGUAGGAUUUGUACAAAUAGGACAAUGAUUGCAGGAAACAUGCAGAAGUGUUCAUUAAGCCGGUUUGUACUGCGUUGUCAACCAAAAAUUUGGAUAAAUUAAAUUACUUAUUGUAAAUAAUGCUCAAUCUAACAUUUGUGGGAAUGCACAAUGGUUAUGUAUUAAAAUUUGAUUGCACCUUAGAUCAACCAAAUAUUUAAAUUUAAUGGAGCUUUGGAAUUGAUGCAAAUACUGAAUGAAGGUUUUAAUGAUUAAUUGACUUUGAGGAUCCUCGCAGAAAUAGCAUCCCAAAGUCCAGCUCAUAUCGAAAUCUUGAUCAAAAAUGGAUUGCUGCUAUAAUUAAAGUUGAAACUCUGUUCAAAUAAGUAUUCUCUUUAUCAGAUUUUUCUAGUAAACUAGUUUAAAAUUAAGCCUUAUGGGUUUUAGAAUAUUGCAUAUGUGGGGGAAAAUAAUUUUAUGAUGUGAUAUUUCUAUAAACUGACAUCACUAAUUAUGUAAUCUAAUUAUUGGAUUCAUAAGAUGAAUAAAUACAAGUUUAAGCCUGCUUUACUUUGUGUGCAUAUUUUCAGAAAGGUAAUUAUUAGUAAACUCUGCAACUAUGUUAAUCUAAAAUACAUAUAAAAGUAUUUUAAUUCUUGUGCUUGCAAAAUGUGGAAUUAAAAUAGGCUAUUCUUGAAACCAUAGUGGAAAUACUAAACAAAGAGACAUGGCACAGUAGUCAAUAUGUAUUGAUGUAACAGGCAGACAGGGAAAAUUUACGAUAUAUUUUAGAGAGACUUGACGAAGACCAAUCUAUCUUUUCGAUGAUAAAUAAUGUAUUAUCAUAUUUAUGAAUUUUCGUAUUAAUUAUUAUAAAAUGAUAAAAAGUAACUAAAUUAGAGUAAUUAAUUAUGAAGACAUAAAGUAUGACACAGAUGAUGAAUAAUUUUUCAAUUUUCAAUUUGAGGCUCCACAAAAAGGAUUACUAGAUGAUCAAAAUAGCAAUGACUUUUGGUUUAAAGUAUCUCAUCUUGUCCAUUAAAAAGUAAUUUCAAAUUAUCCAACGAUGAGAAGAUCUCUAUCUGUUGGUAACAAGAACAUAAUUGAAUUGAAAAGACAAAACUAGUUCAAGUACUUCUUGAAGUAUGUUGCUGAAAAGAAAAUCUGUUCUGAUAAUCUUCAAAGUACCACUAAAAAAUGA